AAGAGAAGAGGAGCAAGAGGAGGGUCCGCACCACCUUCACAACAGAGCAGCUGCACGAGCUAGAAAAGAUCUUCCGUUUCACCCACUACCCGGAUGUCCACAUUCGCAGCCAGCUGGCAGCCAGGAUCAACCUCCCAGAAGCACGGGUGCAGAUCUGGUUCCAGAACCAGCGAGCCAAGUGGAGGAAGCAAGAGAAGACCACCGGCCUUGGGGCUCCGCAGCAGCUGAGCGAGGCCGCCAUGGCCCUUCCCACAAAUCUGGAUUUGGCCGUCCCCAUGCCGACACAUGCUAAUCUGCACAGGCUGGCUCCUCCCUCAGAGUGCUGUCCACCGACUCAAGGUCAACUGGCCUCUGCCUGGUUCCCAGCCCGGAUCAACCUCCUCCCAUGGCACCCAUGGGGGACACAACCUCUCCCAGGUGCUGUCAGCCAGCAGACCCAUGCCCCUGUGCUCUGUGUCCUUCCACCUCCGCACCCCAAAUGGGGCAGCAUCUGUGCUACUUCGACACAGGGAUCGGACAUCUUCUCCACAAAUGAGACACUUUCCUCUCUGGGUGAUGGCAGGUGGCAGCUGUUCCCCGGGCCAUGGAGGGAAUUGAUCUCAUAA
Molecule: messenger RNA, 605 nt
Organism: Carlito syrichta (Philippine tarsier)
Lineage: Eukaryota; Metazoa; Chordata; Mammalia; Primates; Tarsiidae
Product: intestine-specific homeobox
Exons: 3
Biological process (GO): regulation of transcription by RNA polymerase II
Molecular function (GO): RNA polymerase II transcription regulatory region sequence-specific DNA binding; DNA-binding transcription factor activity, RNA polymerase II-specific
Source: RefSeq, a predicted model, not a curated record